Messenger RNA from Chara braunii, 1466 nucleotides. The record is from the annotation of a GenBank genome assembly. Lineage: Eukaryota; Viridiplantae; Streptophyta; Charophyceae; Charales; Characeae.
CAUCCAAUGCUGUGCUGUCGGCAAGCCAUGACCUUAAGGGUCAGCUGUCCAAUUAUGGGUGAGAUUGAGGCUGAGGAACAACGCCAGCUGGCAGCCGAGGCUACCCGCGUACAGGCUGAAGAGGCAGCAGCAGCAGAGCAGCUGCGGCUACAGGCCGACGCAGAUGCCCAGGCUCGCCGCAAGGAAGCCCAGGAUCUGCUGCAGCGGCAUGAAGCCAACAGCAUCGACAGACUCAAGUUCUGGCACUUUGAACCGAACGGCGACGAGGCAACACCGGAAGAGAAGCACAAGGAGUUCCUCUCCAAACUCGUGACAAGGUUGUUGUACUCUUGCAACUACCAACAGUCAGAGUUGGAGAGACAGUACCAGGACCUGACGCAACAGCAUCAGGAGUUGGCAAAGCUCCGCCGCAUAGUGCAGAGCCACGAGGAUGCAACUCGGGCACUCAAUGCCCGAUUGCUGGACCUGGAACAGGCUGUACCUGGACCAGCUGCUGGGGCUUCCAGCAGUGCAUCCUCUAGCCGCCAACUGGAGGAAUGCGUUGACCACGUAGUGGCAAUGCUCGGCGACAUCAGCACCUUCGCUGCGCGGACCACCAUCAGCAGUCAGCUGCAUAACUUGAAGACCGAGGUCCAGCAGCUGCAGUCGACGAACACGGAGGACAAUCCGAAGAUGUACAAGAUGCCAACUUUCCAACUGAACAAGUUCGACGACUACACGCAACAGGAUCCGGUCCUCUGGUGGGAAGCAUUCACAACGCAACUCAGGAUUCUGCCUGUAGCCAAGCAUGCGUACAUCGGCGCCCUGUUCCUGAACUCAAAGGGCGGAUGCCAGACCUGGUUGAGCCACCUGGCAACCUCUCACGGCAUCGACGUACCAGACUUGAAGGACAAAAUCACAUGGGAGGAACUGACACGGCUGUGGAAGAAGCGAUUCAUCGUCGACGACGCGCCGGCACUCGCCAUCACCCAUCUGUUCACCAUGUCACAAGGCAACACUGCAACACGGGAUUGGCUCACGGAGUGGCAGAAGAUUGCGGCGGUGCCCAAUCUGGAAUUAGAACUCACACAUCUACGCCGCGAGUUCUACAACAGGUCCUGUGCGGCAUUGAGCCAGGCUCUUGGUGAUCGCGAGCAGUACUCCACUUUCGCCGAGAUUAUCGACAAGGCGAGAGAGAUCAUCAAGACCAACAGGUCAGCUGCACACGAGAGGUCAACAUGGCAGCCGGCCUAUGUGGAGAAGGUACAAACUGCUCCGCGACAGCAGCACUUCGCUGCAGUCCAGCCGGAUAGUGGAGAUAACCCAGCAGCCACUCCAGCAUCAAGUAGCGGAGAUAAGGUGGCUGCUGUCCAGCCGCAAAGCAACAACAAGUCCCGCAACAAUGGGAAGGCGAAAUCCGCAUCGCAGGCAGGAAAUGGACAGCCAGUACAAGUUCCAUAGGUCAAGUUUGGCCUGACCGAGGCGAA